AUGCUAUCUCCUCUUGGUCCCAGCUUCGGGAACAGAGCGCGUAGUAGCUCAAACGCUUCAUCAUCAUCCACCCUGUCUCUUGUUUCUCCGACAUCCUCCUCCACAAAUGCUUCCUCAUCGUCCCUUUCCGUCUCAGAGGUUACGUAUGCUCCUCACAACUCCCCUUUACGUUCUGCGAGUCUUGACCUGGACGAGACGUUGGGGCCCAUGUCGGAUUACGUCCUCGCCAUGCAUGACUACAGUCCUCAACACCAAAGCGCGACUUGCCUCUCAUUCAGGGCUGGACAAGUUAUACAUGUGCUUAAUCGCGAUGCUAGUGGAUGGUGGGAUGGCGAGUUAGAAGGAAGGCGAGGAUGGUUUCCCAGCAACUAUGUCAACUCAAGCACAGAUGGAGACGAGGAAGCAGAAGAUGUAACCGAAAUUCCGGUGCGUUCGCAAACACACAUACACACUAAAUCGCCUGCCUCCGCCAAGUCUUGGUCACCCUCUACACUGCAUCAUCCACAUUCCCUACAAGAGGCAUUAGGGCCAGACAUCGACUCAUACUGUCCCCCACUGAUGGUUCCAUUACUUCAUGGACUAUCUCUCCUUCAAAAUGCCGUUCGCGCCAACCGCAUUAAUCACUUUCAACCGUCCACAGCAUGCAUCAUUUCAUGUGUACGUUCCAUAUUCUCUGCCACGGACACCUUACUCCGUGACGGUCCCAUCCUGCAGCAAUUUCCUGUCUUAGCUCAGGAACGCCGAGGUAUUCUCGCGGUUCUUGCCUCACUUGUUGCGCAGGCAAAGCGGGCUUCUGAAAGAUACGUACACGACGAGACGCAUGAGUUCGAAGUCGAUGCAAUGCUGCGAUUAGGCGGACAAGUAUUUGCCCAUGUCCGCAGAUUCCUUGCUGUCGCCGUGCAGUGUGGAGUCGAGCUUCCCGAGCGUCGACACUCAUCCAGUUCAUCCUCCGCAUCUGUAGACAUUGAAGGACAAGCGUGGAAUUACCGAAAUGUGCUGUACAAUCCCUGCGAUGGUAAGGAAUCGCAUCCAAUUUCACCGACAUCUCGCCCAUAUCCACGCGAUGCUCCCAUGUCGCCAACUCACUCUCUUCGUGCGAAGAGUAUGAGUGAGCUGCGCAGUCGGCCAAAUCUCGACUAUUCCGAUUAUCCUAUUCCUGUGCUACCCAGUCGGUCACUGGACUCCGAGACGCGCCAGGAGAACCUGCCGAUAGUACCACCACGCGCUCUUCGUCGACACAAGCCCGCCAUCAGCACCUCCUCUUCCUCCUCCUCAUAUUCGUCGUUGGAGUCAUCCACUACACCUCCGCUGCCACCCUUUCCUUCUGGUCCUUGCACAACGUCACAAGUCAUGGAAGCCUUGCGAUUUACUCACGACCACUAUCUCUCCACCAUUGCUGCUUUUAUUGGACAUGCUCAUUCAUAUUCCCGUUCGUCUCAUGCGUCAAGUACGGGACAUAUGUAUGAUCUCGUGCGAGAAAUAGUGGAGAUGGUAUGCAAGCUCCUGACGAUCGUCGAAGCUGUUCUAUCGCACCCUGCUCCUAAUAACAGGAUCGUUCAACUCAAGUCUGCAAAGGAUGGGUUAUACCGUGUGACGAGCUCUUUGGCGGAGUCUGUUCGACUGCUGAAUAUGCCACUACCUUCCUCUAUGACUGAUGAGGAGGAGAAACGAACCCUUUUGCAGUCGGCGACAGGAGCGUUGAAAGCCGGCACGGAUUGUGUCGCAGCCGUCAAAUUAUGUCUUAGCCGAUCGUUGGGUGAAAGGCCGUUUAUUCUUCAAGUGCUGACGUUAGAAGCACCUGUUCCUCAACUAUUCAAGCCAGGCGAAUCUGGAGAGCAUCAGGUCUCCAAAUCAAUUAGUAUGGUCGAAUUAAAUGGACAUCAAACGGAUGACGAUGACCGCCCGUUACAGAAUGGCCUGCUAGGAGACGAGUCUUCAGGAUCUGAAAGUAGCAGUGCCAUAUCGAAGUCGUCUUCGAUCUUCUCAGGAGUUACAAAUUUGACGACGCCUGACGGUUCUAAAUAUCUAUCUCCUAUCAUCGUUUCUCAAUCACCUGUCGAACAUGAUAUUGGUUCGCCAUCAUCCUUUAUCGGGACAGAUGAAGAUGAAACGGCAUGGGAGGGCAGCGUGCACACUCUGCCUCGUCGGUCGGUGGAAGAUAAGAUGAUCAAUGGCGAUUUGCCUGUGCUACCUUCGGAGGCGUUUCAAGCAAUUCCGGAACUUUCUCCUAGUCCUAUUGGAUGGUUGCCAAGUCAUGACUAUGCACUUGAUGACGUCGCGUACAACAGCGAUGGACAUCUAAUUGGUGCAACUCUUGACGUUUUAGUCGAGAGGAUGACACCUCACGACAGUAUCGUUGACGCUGCAUUUUCCGCCAUUUUCUUCCUUACUUUCCGAUUGUUCUGCACCCCUGUCGAACUCACCCAUGCUCUGGUCAAACGAUAUACACUUGAACCACCUAACGGCAUAUCUGAACAAGACCUGCAGCUCUGGCACCAGCGGAAAAUAUUGCCCAUUCGGAUGCGCGUGUCAAAUUUUAUCAAGAGCUGGGUAGAAUUAUAUUGGCGUACCGGCGCAGAUGAUUCGGCAAUUCCAGAGCUUGUACAGUUCGUCGAAAUGACAUUGCGUAGUACCUUCCAGAAGCCAGCUGAACGCAUCUUGGAGCUCUUGGAUGUUCGUUCGACCACCAAAGACCUGACCAUAAGUCCCAAGGGAGGCGACCGCGUGCGUGAUCCCGGAAUGUCGAUAAAUCCUCCGACCAUUGUCUUAGCGUCUGAAAUCCCUCGGCCUACUAUGACGAAGACUCUUAUGGCGGCCCUACGUGCGAAGAACUUUACGUCGAUAUCUAUCACUGAUUUCCAUCCACUGGAGCUUGCGCGACAGCUCACGAUUAUGGAGUGCGCCCUGUAUUGUGCCAUUCAGCCAGAAGAAAUUCUCGAGAGCGGACAGGAAGGCGCUAAGCAUCCUGUUAACGUGAGGGCGCUGACGUCUCUCAGCACGGUCAUUACGGGAUGGGUCGCCGAGAGUAUUCUGAACGAACAUGAUAUAAAGAAGCGAACAGCUCUCGUCAAAUUCUUCAUCAAAGUAGCCGAUCGCUGUAGUUCACUUCAUAAUUACAGCACCUCUCGCUCGAUGUUGGCCGCGUUCGACUCAUCAACAAUAUCUCGGCUACGUCAAACAUGGAUGGGCCUACCUCAAAAGAAUAGACUUCAAUUAGAAGCUAUGCGUCGUCUGGCCGACCAUGGGCGCAAUUACCACGAGUAUCGGACGAAGCUACGGAAUACCGCACCGCCUGCUGUGCCUUUUCUUGGUUUGUACUUAACUGAUGUGACCUUCUGUCGUGAAGGGAAUCCAUCACAUCGGGUAUUCCCGUUGAACGCCGACAAAAAACUUCUUAAUUUCAAUAAGUAUCAUAAACUAGCCAGAAUUGUGCAAGAUAUGCAACGGUUCCAAUCACCAUAUAAUCUCAAGGCAAUACCGGAAGUCCAGGCAUAUCUUAAUUAUGUCUUUGAGAAUUCACGGCAUCAUGGAGACUUGCAGGAUCUGUAUCGUCGGAGUUUGCUGGUCGAACCAAAAGAGCCGGCAGAUACGACCCCGUCUGGAGAUUUGCGCCAUAUUUUUAAUUGGCGCUCCCAGCCCCCUUCGAAAAUUUUCACACAACCGACCAUCGUCACACCUUAA
Messenger RNA from Guyanagaster necrorhizus, 3681 nucleotides. Its product is annotated as ras GEF. The record is from RefSeq and is a predicted model, not a curated record. The transcript has 7 exons. Gene Ontology annotation, biological process: Ras protein signal transduction. The coding region runs from base 1 to 3681 and encodes 1226 amino acids. Lineage: Eukaryota; Fungi; Basidiomycota; Agaricomycetes; Agaricales; Physalacriaceae. Gene Ontology annotation, molecular function: protein binding; guanyl-nucleotide exchange factor activity. Gene Ontology annotation, cellular component: plasma membrane.